CGCGAGAUCUGAACAACGCUUUUAUUUCUGGUAAUGGCGGCGUCCUGUGUGUGUAUACACACACAGCGUGAGUUUUGAUUAUUACUGACUUCAGUUGAAGUUUUAUUGGGGGAAGCGCUGUGUUAUUGUAUUUAAAUGACUGGUAGGAGGAAAUCAAGACGCGAGCAAUUUUCUAACAGAUCUGCGAAUAUCGACCGUCCAGAGUCACACCAACAUUAUUCCAGUUGUGCACGAUUCAGUUUUGCACCUUCCCCGAAACAUUACAUUAAUGGCCCAAGCUUCUGCCUGAGCGCGAUAGUGACACACAAACUAAACACCUUCUGAAGGUCUUUCCCACACACACUUCACGACUGACAGAGGUGUGAGUAUGUCCGAUCCUGGAACCUGCAGUGACACGGUUGUUUUAGGAGGAAAAGGACAGGAGGCAGAAGCUGAUGGAGAAUCACCUAAUGCUGAGCCUCGUCCACCCUGCACUGAACAGGAGGCUCAAUCUGCUGCCAAACAGCCAGCUCUUAGUGAAGGGAUGGAGAUAGAAGACUUUAAUCAGCCUGCUACAUGCACUGUGACAGUAACAGCAGUUAGUGAGGACCAGGACGCUGGUGAAAUCCCAGACAAAGUGUUCAGUCAGUUAGAGGAAGCUGGAGAGAGACCUGGAGAAUUGACACAAAGAGAUGAAGAGUGGCAUGAAAAUGAUGAGACAACCACAGCGAUGGAGAGAAAAGAGGAUGAAGGAGGAGAUGAGCAGGAAAACACUGACACGGAGCCCACAGCGUAUCAGCAUCAGUACUUGGGCCUGGAUUUCAGUCAGAACCUCCAGAUGCUCACAGGGUCCUGGGCAGAAUAUUCACAGACUCCAGAGAACUACCUCAAAGGCUGUAAAUGGGCUCCAGAUGGUUCCUGUAUCCUCUCGAACAGUGCAGAUAAUGUGCUGCGUGUGUAUAAUCUCCCGCCCGAGCUCUACAGCAGCAGCUGGGAUCAGCUCUCAGAGAUGACUCCAGUGCUGAGAAUGACUGAAGGAGACACUAUCUACGAUUACUGCUGGUUUCCAAAGAUGAGCUCUUUGGAUCCAGACACCUGCUUUAUUGCUAGCAGUAGCCGUGACAACCCAGUCCACAUAUGGGAUGCUUUCUAUGGUAACCUCCGCGCGACCUUUCGACCCUACAAUCACCUGGAUGAGCUGACAGCAGCCUAUUCGUUGUGCUUCUCUCCGGAUGGCUCGCAGCUCUACUGCGGAUUUGAUAAGACGGUCCGGGUGUUCUACACGGAGCGGCCUGGCCGGUAUUGUGAGCAGAGGCCUACUGUCGUUAAGAAACAGGGCCAGAGUGGUAUAAUCUCAUGCAUGGCAUUUAGUUCGUCUCAGCCAGUGUAUGCUUGCGGUUCAUAUUCACGCACGGUGGGUCUGUACUCAUGUGAGGACGGAUCAAUGUUUGCUCUCUUGCCCCAACGCCAUCAUGGUGGAGUCACACACCUGCUCUUCUCACCGGAUGGUAACCACCUGUACACAGGCGGCCGCAAGGAUCCCGAGAUCCUGUGUUGGGAUCUCAGAGAUCCGGGUCGGGUUCUGUUCUCACUACCCAGAAAUGUGAGCACUAACCAGCGCAUUUACUUCGACUUAGAUCCGUCUGGCCGGUAUCUUGUGAGUGGUGACACCACGGGUGUGAUGUCAGUAUGGGACACACUCACAGCCCCUCCUGAUGGUAAUGAAGAGGUAAUGAAGAGGCCAGUGCUUCAGUUUCAGGCUCACUCAGACUGCACUAAUGGAAUCAGUCUUCAUCCUUAUAUGCCGUUAGUGGCAUCCUGCAGCGGUCAGCGUCAGUUCCCGUGGCCUGGAGACAGCGAUGACUCAGACUUGGAGGAAGACAGGAUGAUGACAUCCAGCGACAUCAGAGAGGACAGUGGGCUCGCACUGUGGUGGGCAGGACCACUGGGUUCAACCAGUGAACAGGGGCAGGAAGAAGGGAGCACUGCUUGAGAACCUAUCAUCUGUAUCUGCUGCAAUUUUUGUGAACUGGACUAAGAUUUACAAAUUGCCUGAUUGCAGUAAUGACCGUGAUAGGAAUGUAUAUGUGGUGUAUAAUAUCUUUCACAGACAAUCUUACAAACAGCGAGCUAAAGGCUUUAUUGAUUAUAGAGAAGUGUGUAAGGUGUUUUGUAAUUUUGAUGGCAGAGGAAGGGAAUUUAGAGAUCAAUUCAUUUUUAAGAAAGCGAAGGUCUAUGCCUGGCAGUAAACUUUUUUUUUUUUUUUAAUCUGUUAGUGAAUUAUUUUAAUUACAGUUUAAAAUGUAACUUUAUUUUAACUGAAUAUUUAAGGACUUUUUUUUGUUCAUUCUCUUUAGUGCUUUUGUUGCAAUGAUUGCUGUACAGUAGCAGUUUUACUUCUUGUUUUUUUUAAAUAGCAGUUUUUGCUGAUUGUUUAUGGCAACUUUUGAAAAAGACAUUUCCGUGAACACAAAGUUUCUUAAGUGGUUAUGUUGGAGAUAAGAAUGAAAGCAAACACUGAAUCAUUGCUUGGCAUUCUGUGGACUUUCUCCUCCACUGCUCUCCCAAUCUAAUUCUUCUGCUCCGGUGAGACGCUGCUACAUUUAUUACAUCUUCUGUGUGUAGUGCUGCCAUGUACAUCUGUGAAUCAUUUUUUAAGCCAACAAUAACAUGUAUGUAAGAACCAGCUUUUGAGAAUUUUUCUUUGCUCUACAACCCCAGUGAGUCUGGAUAUCCAUUUGUACAUGUUUUUGGGUGUCAGUUGUAAAUGAGGGUAUGACUGCUAUUUGUACUGUGUGUGUGUGUGUCUAUGUCUAUAUAUAUAUAUAUAUAUAUAUAUAUAGUGGAUCUGAAUCUAAUCAACCAUCCCAUCCUGUAUGCUAUUUAAAGGAGGCUACUUGCAGAUUGUAAUUAACUUUGUGCCUGAUCAUUAGAGGUGCAGGUUGACAUUUUUUCACGUGUUUCUAGACCACAAUUAUCAUGUAAUUUCAGAGAUACUUUUGAGAAACUGAUGCAUGACGAUGUCAGGCAAUUCAUUUUCUCAAGUUUGAUGUUUGUGUACAUUUUGUGAACAUUUGUUUCAGGUCUGUGGAUAAAUUGCUGGCUCAGAGCUCCCAAAAACAUGUACUUGGUCUGGGGGGAAAAAAUAAAAAAAGUUCAUUGGUGCAUUACCACUGUAUACAGAA
Molecule: messenger RNA, 3164 nt
Organism: Ictalurus punctatus (channel catfish)
Lineage: Eukaryota; Metazoa; Chordata; Actinopteri; Siluriformes; Ictaluridae
Gene: wrap53
Product: WD repeat containing, antisense to TP53
Exons: 12
Coding region: 368-1972 (534 amino acids)
Biological process (GO): Cajal body organization
Cellular component (GO): Cajal body
Molecular function (GO): RNA binding; protein binding
Source: RefSeq, a predicted model, not a curated record